CGUCAGGAGGCCCCGCCCUCACCACGUCUCCAACUCUGUUUACUUCCGGGUGUCCGAACCGAGCCUGGAAUCGGGGAGACAUGGCGAGGGCUCCUGGGGGCCACAACCUGACCGCAGCGGAAUGGGGGGGCUUCGAGGACAACGUGCAGGGUGGCACCGGUGCUGCAGUUAUUGACAUGGAGAACAUGGACGACACGUCAGGCUCCAGUUUCGAAGACAUGGGAGAGAUUCACCAAAGGAUGAAGGAAGAUGAGGAGGAAGGGGAGGGAGAUGUUGUCACAGAAGAAGGGGAGGAAGAUGGUGCUUUCCUUGGUAUGAAAGGAUUCAAGAGCCAGCUUGGACGGCAAGUAGCAGAUGAGAUGUGGCAAGCUGGGAAGAGACAGGCUUCAAAGGCAUUCAACUUAUAUGCGAACAUCGAUAUCCUGCGACCAUACUUUGACGUGGAGCCUAUACAGGUCAGAAACCGGUUAUUGGAGUCUAUGAUCCCAGUCAGACUAAUCAGCUUCCCCCAGAAGAUUGCUGUAGAACUUUACGGACCCUUGAUGUUGGUAUUUACCAUGGUGGCAAUUCUACUGCAUGGAAUGAAAUCUUCAGGAACUGUUAUUAGAGAAGGCACGCUGAUGGGCACUGCCAUUGGUACAUGUUUUGGGUAUUGGCUUGGAGUCUCGUCGUUUAUCUGCUUUGUGGCAUAUUUAUGCAAUGCUCAGAUCACCAUGCUGCAGACACUGUCACUCCUUGGCUAUGGCCUCUUUGGACACUGUGUCGUACUCUUCAUUACGUACAACAUUCACUUCCACUCCCUCUUUUACAUCUUCUGGCUGAGCAUCGGUGGACUGUCCACUCUGCGUAUGGUUGCGGUAUUGCUGUCACGCACAGUGGGACACACCCAGCGACUUGUCCUUUGUGGCACAGUGACUGUGCUGCAUAUGUUGUUCCUGCUUUACCUGCACUUUGCAUAUCACAAGGUGGUGGAAGGAAUCCUUGACACCCUGGACGGCCCGAAUGUCCCUCCACCAUUCCAGCGAGUAGCUCGUGAUCUGUCCCUGGGAACAAACGCUGUACUCAAUGUCACAGCACAGAUCCUAUCCUCAUAGUACUGCUGAUUCCAGGCAACACGCCUGCACCACGAUCAUGUCUUCUGCACCAGGACACACAGCCAGACCUUCCACUGCCCCAACUGCCCAAAGGUGGACAUUGAGGCCGUAUGGUAGCCAUUUGAAAAAUUUUCAUAAGGGGUUAAAGGGUUAAACAGAGAUGGCUUUCUAAUCUCCCAAAGGCAGUACAGAGGUUACAGCAUAGACUUUUUUUCUAUAAAAGUAAUGUAACUUUAUCUGACAUCAAACUUGAGUGUGGAGUGAUGCUUUCUCAAAACCCUCUCAGUGCAGCCUCUGUGUAUACUUCACAUAGCUAGUGUAUAUUAGUUCUAGGUAUGACUCUGCUGUAUAGCUAUACACUAGCUAUACUUCCUAUAUUUAGUGUAUAAUAGUUCUAAGUAUGACUCAUCUGAUGAUACUACUCUGUCUGUAAUGCUCCCACACACCAAUAA
Molecule: messenger RNA, 1546 nt
Organism: Pelobates fuscus (common spadefoot toad)
Lineage: Eukaryota; Metazoa; Chordata; Amphibia; Anura; Pelobatidae
Gene: YIPF3
Product: Yip1 domain family member 3
Exons: 9
Coding region: 81-1094 (337 amino acids)
Cellular component (GO): Golgi apparatus
Source: RefSeq, a predicted model, not a curated record